AUGAUCGUUCCCCAGCCCGCGAAAGACGGCAUAGGCGCCGGUCUACGGACAGAGAGGGACGAUCUCGAAGAGACGAUGACCGGCCUCGAAGACGCACACACACACCUGAGAGAUCUCGAUCGCCCGGUUCUCGCCGUCACCGCAGUGAUCGAGACCGCGAUGAUCACCAACGUUGAGAACAUCAAGCUCUUGCAUAUUUCGCGCUGGGCUCGUGUAACAUCUGGACGUGGAUCUCGCCAAGUAUUCAAGCUUACUUGGUUCAAUUCCUUUCUAUGUACAAUCACGAAUUCAGAAUGUUCCAAGACAUAG
Messenger RNA from Penicillium chermesinum, 309 nucleotides. RefSeq lists its product as uncharacterized. Lineage: Eukaryota; Fungi; Ascomycota; Eurotiomycetes; Eurotiales; Aspergillaceae. The transcript has a single exon. The record is from RefSeq and is a predicted model, not a curated record. Bases 1 to 309 code for a protein of 102 amino acids.